AUGGAAUGGCUGAAUUGCUUCACAGUGACCUCGCGCAGACCCGGGUCGAACAGCUCGGCCGUGACAAGCUCGUUCAGCGUCUCCGCCAGGUCCUGCUGGAGCCGUGAAAGGCGGUAG
Molecule: messenger RNA, 117 nt
Organism: Chondrus crispus (carragheen)
Lineage: Eukaryota; Rhodophyta; Florideophyceae; Gigartinales; Gigartinaceae
Exons: 1
Coding region: 1-117 (38 amino acids)
Source: RefSeq, a predicted model, not a curated record